Molecule: messenger RNA, 1069 nt
Organism: Diachasma alloeum
Lineage: Eukaryota; Metazoa; Arthropoda; Insecta; Hymenoptera; Braconidae
Product: protein ABHD11
Exons: 3
Coding region: 70-996 (308 amino acids)
Cellular component (GO): mitochondrion
Source: RefSeq, a predicted model, not a curated record
UUCUCUUGCGAUUGUCAAUUACUCCUGGUACUGAUCGAUUGUAGAUUAAUUGAUAGUUUCAAUUCGAUAAUGAACAAGUAUAUGAUAUUUAAAUCGAGAGUCGUUGGACUGAGGUUCAACAGAAGUUGGAGUAGUGCCAUCGAGGUAUCACCAGUGAAGCUUUCAUACACUGUUCACGAUCAGGAAACUCCAAGAGAGGAACCCCGAAAAUCUCCAGUUCUAUUCCUGCAUUCAGCCCUAAACUCCAAAAGAGACCUCGCCUCAUUAUCAAAAGCUCUGAAUCAGUUGACGAAGAGAACAAUAAUCGCAAUUGAUGCUAGAAAUCAUGGCGAGUCGCCGGACGCUCCCGAGAUGUCGUGGGAAUCUAUGGCAGCGGAUGUUAAACUCUUAUCCGAAAAUUUAAAGCUGAAUAAAAGUAUCUUGAUGGGACACAGCAUGGGAGGAGGUAUUAUGGUCUUUACGGCCCUCAAAUAUCCACAUCUAGCCGAAAAGCUUGUUGUUAUUGAGGCAAAUCCAAUUGAAACGUCUCAGAGUCUCUUCAAUAUGUCAAAAACAUUGAAAAAGUUGCUUACUGUCGACUUCCAGGGGCUCCAAACACUUGAUGAGGCGAAAAAACAUGCAACUGAUGCUCUGUGCCACUUAAUCCCGUCUGCAAGUGUCCGAGAUCGUUUCACAGAAAUGAUAAAGGAAGUAUCACCAGGCAAGUUCGGAUGGGCGAGGAAUCUCCCAGUGAUAGCGAGAGAUUUCGAGAGACAUGUUAUCUCAUUUCCAUGGUCAUCAUAUAUUUCCAUAUUCCAGAAAGAUCCAUUCACAAAGCCAUCGUUGUUCAUAGGAGGGGGUCAAAGUGAUUUUUUAGCGGUCAAACAUUAUGAAGAGUUAAAAAAAUUAUUCCCUAGGGCUGAAUUCGCGAUUAUCGAGGGUGCCAACCAUUGGCUGCAUUUGCAAAAGCCGACGGAGUUUCUCAAAAUCUCCUCAGAAUUCAUAAAUUCAGAUUAAGGGCUCGUGAUUUUAUAGAUGAUAAAAAUGCCUUUAUAAUGAUUAUUAAACUAUCAACACACAUCAACCACAA